Trichoderma citrinoviride is the source of this 1470-nucleotide messenger RNA. RefSeq lists its product as hypothetical. Gene Ontology annotation, molecular function: protein binding. Lineage: Eukaryota; Fungi; Ascomycota; Sordariomycetes; Hypocreales; Hypocreaceae. The record is from RefSeq and is a predicted model, not a curated record. The transcript has 3 exons. Bases 1 to 1470 code for a protein of 489 amino acids.
AUGGGGGAGGUGCCUGGUUCUGAGAUAUACGGAGACUCGGAUUCCGAUUUGGAGGAGGAUCGUUGGUUCUUCACGUCCAAUGGACUCGAUCCUCAGCCAGAGUACGACACGGAUUUCAUGCCGCUAAGUGCGCCGUACGAUCCAGACGGCGGAGCAAAAGACGACGACAUCGGCGUGGACAUGCACAUCAUGGCGCUCCCGACGGCUCGCAGAUAUGAGCACGUGGCUGGCCCUGGCUGCUGCAACACUCGAGGGUACCACGGAGAUCGACUCUCUCUUGACGAGAUGAUGGACUGCCAUACCGUGCAGGGACUCUACAAGAAGACGGAGGACUGGACGCCGAGCGGCGACGACAUGGACUUUGAGAGGGAAUCAAAACAGUACCAUCUUACGGGGCUUUCGGACUGCAUGCCGCCUAACGGGGGCGACGUGAGGUGCGCGCCGAUCCGCGGGGGCGCGGACUGGUUCCAUGCGUCUAAUCUCAGCGAUACAUGGAAAGAUCUGUUUGGAUGGGGGACCUAUGUCCUCCCGUUUCACCCUACGUGUUUCGAAAUCUUCAUCAGGAUAAGCAAGCAGCGCAUGGGCACGGUCAGCCUCGACUCGCUCAUGAAGCUCGAGUGCAACGGCUCCCGCAACAUGUUUGGCACGCGGCAUCCCGACGUCGUCGAUGCCCGCAACAGGGGCUGGAAGUGGGCCUGCCUGCUCGGGUCCGAGUAUUUGGCUGCGAAUCCCAUCUUCAUCCCCGGCUUUAGGGAGAUUUGCGAGGCUGCCGUCUCGGACGCGGAGGACUUUGAUAGUCGAGGGAGUCCGUUCCCGGAGCGGAUGGAGGAGCAGGAGGAGGACGACGACGAACGAGAGGUUUCUGGGGAUCCGUUUUGGAAGCUGCCUACUGAGUUGAAGCAUGCGAUUGCUUGGGGUCUCGAUUCGAAGGACAUUGCUGCGCUGCGGCUUGCGUCGAGAGCGUUUUGUCAUCUCCCGAUGACGCUGUGGCAUACGCUUCUGGUUCGGGAGAUGCCGUGGGUGUACGAAGCGUGGUGCGAGGACGCGACGCCGUAUCCGUGGGCCAUGGCGGACGCGUCGUACCUGAAGCAGAAGCGAGAGCUAGAGGAGGCAUACACCGCCGAACGACUGCGCAGAGCAGAGGUCUUGAGGACGACGGAGCCCGAUUUCUAUGCCAUCUGGGAGGAAAACGAGCCCAAGACUCCAGCCGUGCCGCCGGAGCUGGAAGCACAGAGGGAGGCGUUUGUGGAGAAGAAGAGGGCGAUGAUGCCCGUGAGGCUGCCGAGGGAUAAGACGAACUGGCAUCAGCUGUAUACGGAGAUUAAGAGGAAUGAGGGGAAGCUGAAGGGGUUGAGGAAUAGGAAGCGGAUAUGGAGCGGUGUGGAGGAGAUUGUGUCGAAUGUGAAGAGGCGCUGGGAGGAUUCGAUGGAGAAGACUUCUGAGGAUGCAAAUGACAGAACGUGGGGUUGA